UACCACUCGUUUUGCCGAGUAUAAAAGAGCCUUGCUAAGCCAUACAGAGCAUCAAUCGCAGCUCGUGCCUUGCAAAAGUCAGUCGAAAGUCGAGAAAAGAAAAAAAUCACAAAUCCUUCGAGAUGUUCAAGUUGGCCGUAUUCCUCGCCCUCGUCAGCUGCGCCCUGGCCGCGCCCAAACCCGGCCUUCUGCUCGCCGAGCCGGUGGUGCACGGCGCGCCCGUCAUCGCCUCGGCCCCGGUGGCCACCAGCUACCAAAACACCGUCAAGAUCUCCAAGAGCUCGCCGGUCAUCACCACGACCUACCACGCCGCCGCUCCACUGGCCGUUCACGCCGUCCACGCCGCUCCGGUUCUUCACGCCGUUCACGCCGCACCGGCUCUGCACGUCGCCCACGCCGCCCCACUGGCCGUGGCUCACCACACGUCUCUGCACUACGUAUAA
Trichogramma pretiosum is the source of this 443-nucleotide messenger RNA. RefSeq names its product neuropeptide-like 3. The transcript has a single exon. Bases 123 to 443 code for a protein of 106 amino acids. The record is from RefSeq and is a predicted model, not a curated record. Lineage: Eukaryota; Metazoa; Arthropoda; Insecta; Hymenoptera; Trichogrammatidae.